CUCCCACAUAUUGUCCUUUGCAAUAACUUGUUUUAUUAUACAUGGCAGAAGUCCAGGCUUGGCCCGGAGAGUGGACCAUAUCCUGAAAAUAUUUAAUCCUGGUGUAUGUUGUAUUAACAUCAGUUACCAGUGCAGGAAUCAUUGCACACUAGCCAAUAUUCAUAAAACAUAAAAUAGCAGACAGAAAAACUUCUCCAAUCAGUCCAUUCUACAAAUAAUGACAGAUAUUUCGAUUUAUUUCAUGGUUCAAACAAACUUAUACUGUCCUGUGACUACAGACUUCUGCUUUAACCAAAGACAAACAAGGAUGGAAAAAUGCACAAAACUUAUCACCCGUGGCUAAAUAUUUCCCACACUUUCCAGAACAGCACUUUUUUGAUUACAUAGUUGCAUUAUCAAUUGUAUUUAGAAAAUUUCUGCUGAUUGUGGUGAAAAUUAGACUGUCUCUUCAAGUUAUGGUCCUUUUUACGAUUUUUCCAGAUUGGAUGCCCGCUAACAUUUGAACAUUACAUGAUACAGAAUAACUGCCCCACUUCCCGCAUCUGCAAACACCCUAGUGAUGACCACUAGAUAGGUGCUUAGCACGUGCUUAGCAAUGAAUUUUUUUCUAGCUGAUGUGUUACCUUAGACUAACGGGCAGGUUUUUAGAACCUGUCUUCAGUGCCCAGCCAAAAUGGGGCAUCAGUUGGACAAGGUUGGAGCUGGCAUGUCUUUACAGGGUACUUGUAAUGCAGUGUAACUCAGCUUAUCAGAUGCCGAGCCAGGCUUUCUGAGACCCGUCAGCAAGGACAGUGGCAGAAGGUUCGGUAACUCACGCCUUGCGGCCCCUUGCUGAGUGCCGUUCUAUUUAGUGCAUUUACUCCUCCAGCGUUAAACCAUUGUACGUUCUGAGUAGCUGGGAAUGACAAUAAGAAACAACGCCCAGAUUGCUGUCAUCGGUCCAGCUGUGCAGGCUACAGCUUAGGGUAACCAGACAGCAAGUGUGAAAAAUCCCGACAGGGAUUGGGGGGUAAUAGGAGCCUAUAUAAGAAAAAGACCCAAAAAUUGGGACUGUCCCUCUAAAAUCGGGACAUCUGGUCACCCUACUACAGCUGCAUGUUUAACAUGUUAUUCUUUAUAUCUAACUUCUACUCCCAUCUCACGUUUUGACCAAAAUAAGGAGGCAGUCAGCUGAAAUGGGGCUUUCCCUUGAAGCAAAAUGUUAUAGAUUUAUCAGUUCCACCCCCCUUCUUUCCCUCUUACCUCCUUUUCCAAAUUGACUUGCAAGAAAAGAGAUUCUUUUGCUUCUUGAUGACAGAGCUGGAGGGCCUGAAAGUUCCCCUCGUGCCCUCAGAAAACCCCUUUUUUCAUUGUUUUCACUUAAAAAUAAAGUCUGUUUUUGGUGGCAAUCUCCUUGGAGGAGCAGCAGCAAACUGCAACCAGGGGGGACUAUUUAGAGACCUUUUCUCCCAACUGUUCAAGAAGCAUUUCUGUACAGUACCUAUUACAAAAAUCCCUUCAUUUCUCUGUUCCUUGGAUUUCACUUCCUUGGUGCUUAUGAUGGCAUUAUCACAUAGUACCUGUUUGUUUCCAGUCACUUUCACUUCAACUGGGUUAGCUGAGCUCUCUACUCAACAUAGAGAUUCUUACAGGACAGAAGAUCUGUAUAGCAGAUUAGAAAACACCAUACAAAACUUUUUUUUAAGAAAAGCCUAUCAGACUGCCUUUAUACAUCAGUCAAAAAGAGGGCUAUCUCCUCACCAGUCUCUCUUUGUGGACCACCAUCCAGACUCUCCAGUUAGCUCAUUUCUGUUCAAUUCCCAUAAAAUACAGCAUCCACCCACUUUCCUCAAUACUCAGUUAUCCAUUAGUACCACUCACCUCAGCCCUCCCGUAGAGCUUUUGAUUAGAGAAUUACAGCAUAGCCCCUCCUCAAAGUCUUCCCAUCUGUAUCCAUACUAAUAGUUACCUAAAGCUAGGUGCAUUUAAAGCACCAGCUGCUAUAAUGGAGGGAUUGUAUCUUUAAUAAUAGCUCUGAUUUCAACAGCUCUUUGUACUGUCUGGAUUAUGAAAUUGAAGUAUUGCUGUCCCAUCUCACUGCAUCCUGGCCUCUGAUUGUUGGGUGGAUUUUGAUCUUUGCAGGUUAUAGGCUGUGACGGGGUGUGCAUACCCUGCACUAGGCAGGAAAGGGUUAAUCCCCCACUACAGGCAGAGGAAGCCCCGCCCCUCAGACCGUGCUGGGCAUGCUCCAACUGCUGUGCUAGUAUAAAAGGAGAGUAGCUCAACUCACUCUGGUCCAACCACCAAGGAGGCAGGAUGCUGGGUCAAGGUUGUAGUGCUGGAGCUGGAGCUGGAGCUGGAGCGCCUGAGACCUGGACUGGAGACCUGUUGCUAUUUGAGUUCUAGGGAGUUACUUGUGCUGAGGAGCCCAGAGACCCCUGUGGACUGCAGCUUCAGGAGCCUGGAAAGAAGACAUUUGGGGAAUCAGUACCAUGAAGUGUGAAGACAACCAUGGCUCAAGCUGCCCCCAUGAGGAACAUGUAGCCCAGUGCCACCGUUCCUUGGACCUCACACAGCUUGCCUGGAACUUGGCUGACUCUUUCCUCUCCCAGCUUCUGUUGGAGGAGCUCGUGCCGGAUGUGCUCCUGGAGACCUUCACGGAGUUUAUCAAGGAUCAGAGACAGCAGCCACUGAAGUCCAGCAAUAGGAAAUCAAAGGGAGAAAAAUCCCAGCAUUUAAGGGAGUCCAUGUCCAUUCUGAAGCAUCUUCCCGACUCAUUACUGGACGAGCUCUUUGUGGAAGUUCUUCGAGAUUUGUCGGCUGACGCCUUCAGAGGUGCCAUGAAGGAUUUCGUUGAUGACUACUUAACCAGGGCUGCCAUUUCUGACAGCAUGGAUGGACUAGUAACGGAGGUGGUUCAGAUGGUCUUGCCUAGCAUUCUCGGAGAGGCUCUCCAAGAGAUGGAAUACGAGGCUAUUCUCCAAGAGGUCAUUUCACACGUCGUCAAGGAGGAUGCUAAAGCCUUAGCUCAAUCAGUCCUCAGUGACUACGAUGCCAAGAGGACAAAGCUGCAGCAAAGCCAGAUUACAGCAUGUGCUAGCAAACAACUUCUUGACCUCUUUCUUCUGGAGCACUUGAUCGGAAUGACUAGUACAAAUCCCCCUGGAUUUGGGGGGAAGGAGCACUCCAGUGCGGUUUUGGACAGUUGGAUGUUUGAUAUUCUCAUCAGGCAGUUCUUUAGCAUUCAGGAGCAGCAGCGAACUACCUCUGAAAAUGUUCCACUGGGAGAUUUCCAUCGAAAAGCUUUUAUCGAUGUGGCUUUGGAUGUUAUCUUGACAGAACUAAACAAACUGGCAGAGGAAGACAUGGAAGAUCUACUGGAAUAUGAAAGAGGAGCUCAGCUGGUGGGUACUUCACUUAAAACAAGACACAAGGAAGGAAAUCCUCUUCAGCUUGAUGUUCUCUGACUUGGAAAAAACAAUCAGCCCUGUCUUCAUCUAUGAAGUUCAUAUGACCGUCUGGCCCCAGCUUGAAAUAAGAAAUGAGCAUUCAGUGCACCACGGAAAUGAGAAUAUUUGAACACAAUGUUUAUUUAAGAAUAAAACAUGUUUAAAUUA
Molecule: messenger RNA, 3596 nt
Organism: Mauremys reevesii (Reeves's turtle)
Lineage: Eukaryota; Metazoa; Chordata; Testudines; Geoemydidae
Exons: 11
Coding region: 2472-3446 (324 amino acids)
Source: RefSeq, a predicted model, not a curated record